GUUUCGAAGAGUUUUCUGGCAACAUCGCUCGCUCUGUGUUGUUGUCUUUUAGUUCGUGUAAGUAGGAGCCUGUGAGUCAAAUCGACUACACAAUGGCCAAGUCAAAGAAUCACACAAAUCGCAACAAAUCCCGUAAGGAUCACAAGAAUGGCAUCAAAAAGCCCAAGGUGCCGAGGUUCCCUGACAGACUUGGGUGCUGCCCUAAAUUCCGCCGUAACCUCCGCAAGUCUCGCAAAAACCAAGUCUCCUUGAGAGAACAGCGCAAGCGAUGUGAACGAAGGCGCAAGGUCCGCGAAAUCAAGCUUCAAGCAAUCAAGCAGGAGCAAGAGGCAAUAAUGGCCAAGCCUUGAGCGAAAGAUUCUUGAAAAAUUUGGGAAUCAUUGAA
This is a messenger RNA of Hyalella azteca, 385 nucleotides long. It is a transcript of the gene RpL29, whose product is annotated as 60S ribosomal protein L29-1. Lineage: Eukaryota; Metazoa; Arthropoda; Malacostraca; Amphipoda; Hyalellidae. Gene Ontology annotation, molecular function: structural constituent of ribosome. The record is from RefSeq and is a predicted model, not a curated record. Bases 93 to 350 code for a protein of 85 amino acids. The transcript has 3 exons. Gene Ontology annotation, cellular component: cytosolic large ribosomal subunit; ribosome. Gene Ontology annotation, biological process: cytoplasmic translation.